Molecule: messenger RNA, 1908 nt
Organism: Apiotrichum porosum
Lineage: Eukaryota; Fungi; Basidiomycota; Tremellomycetes; Trichosporonales; Trichosporonaceae
Exons: 6
Coding region: 1-1908 (635 amino acids)
Biological process (GO): transmembrane transport
Molecular function (GO): transmembrane transporter activity
Source: RefSeq, a predicted model, not a curated record
AUGACCGCCAGCCAAGGAAACUCGGCGGCGUCCUCGACCGUCACUGUCACUGCCGCCAUGAACGGGACGAAUGACGCCACAAAGGUCGACGUCAAGAACGAGGCCAGCGAGGGCGACCUGGCCGACGACGACAAGUACAUCCUCAGCCGGUCAGCGACCAUUGCGCCCACCGAGCCGCGGACGUCCACGUCCAUCGCCGUCGCUGGCGCCGCUGCCGCGAGCAGCAAAGAAAGGGACACUGGGUUCGGUAUCCCGCUCACAAAAUUCCGUUCGCUCGAGCCGGUCAUCUCCCCUGCUGCGCCACUGGCGCGCAUUCUGAGCGGACCACGCGACAGCACCGACGGGGGCCAGUAUGUCAACACGUACCUCGGCCGCGGGACCGCGCAGGACCCAUACCUCGUCGACUGGCUGGCGGGUGAACGAGCAAACCCGUACAACUGGUCCAAUGGAUACCGCUGGAUCGUCACCAUCACGAUCGCGGUCGCGACGCUGUGUAUCUCCUUUGCGUCGUCGUCGUACUCGGGCGGCCUGGACGACAUCGAGAAGCGCUUCGGCGUGAGCACCGAAGUCGGCAUCCUCGGCAUCAGUCUCUAUGUCGUCGGCUUCGGCGUCGGCCCCCUCGUCUGGGCUCCCCUGUCCGAGAUCUACGGCCGCACCUUGGCCUUUUCGGUCAGCUACCCCAUCUUCACCAUCUUCAACAUUGUCGGCGCCGUCGCGCAGAACAUGGAGACCAUCCUCGUGGCGCGUUUCCUCGCCGGCACAUUCGGCUCGGCACCCAUCACCAACGCCGGCGGCCAAGUCAGCGACAUGUGGGCUGCCCACGAGCGCGCCCUCGCCACCUCAGUGUUCAGUCUCGCGCCCUUCCUCGGCCCCGUGUUUGGCCCCAUUGUCGGCGGAUUCGUCGGCGAGGCCAAGGGCUUCCGCUGGGUGUUCUGGGUGCAGUUUUUCUUCGCACUUGUGUGCUUUAUCGUCUCCAUGAUCGUUGUCCCUGAGACAUAUGCCCCGACUCUCCUCCGCCGCAAGGCCAAGAAGCUGCAGGCGGAAGCCGACGCCGCGGGCACUGGCGAGUUCUUCAUCGCCAAAUACGACAAGGUCAAGCGGACAAAGGCCGAGGUGCUCAAGACCAACCUCAAGCGCCCGUUCCAGCUCCUGGCGUCCGAGCUCAUCGUCGCCUGCCUCGGCAUCUACGGCAUGAUCGUGUACGGCACGCUGUAUCUCUUCUUUGAAGCCUUCCCCAUUGUCUUUAGGGAAUACCGCGGAUGGUCACUGGGCAUCUCCGGCCUGGCGUUUAUCGGUAUCGGCGUCGGCCUCGUGAUCGGCAACCUCCUCACGCCCUUUGUCAACCGCUUCUACAAGCAGGCGUGCGACAAGGCGGCCGCCCGCGGCGAAAAGGUCGCUCCCGAAGCGCGCCUCGUGGGCUGUUCGAUUGGCGCGUGCUUGCUCCCCAUCGGCCUGUUCUGGUUCGCAUGGACGUCCACGCCCAACAUCCACUUUAUCGUGCCCAUGCUCGCCGCCGUCCCGUUCGGCUGCGGCUUCCUCCUCAUCUUCACCGGCAUGCAGCUGUACCUCAUCGACGCGUACGCGCUCUUUGCCGCCAGCGCGCUCGCGUCCAACGCCGUCCUCCGCUCCCUCGCGGGCGCGGCGUUCCCCCUCUUCGCCGUCCAGAUGUACGACAACCUCGGCCUCCAGUGGGCGGGCACCCUCGUCGCCUUCCUGUCGCUCGCGUGCACGCCCAUGCCGUUUUUGUUCUUCAGGUACGGCGCCGUGCUCCGCCGUAACAGCAAGUAUGCGCCCAGCGGGCUUGCGUCCAAAGAGAGCACCGACAGCGCGCUCGAGCCCGAGUACGCCGCCGACGCAGGCGAGAGCCAGGGCGUCGAGGCCAAGCGCAUCGGCGAGAACAUGGUGUAA